AUGAAGAUAAACAUACACCUUGUCUUUAUUGUUCUCUUUAUGUUUAAUGGCUUCUCAAUCGCUAACUAUAAACAUAAAAAGCCACUUCCUGUAAUUAUUGAUGUAGAUGGCGACUUUGAUGAUUUUCUUGCGAUUCUUUACGCGCUUAAAUCUAAGGAGGAACUUGAUGUACGUGGAAUUACUUACCAAGGUGACGGGUGGUCGAAUGCAGCUUCGGCCCAGAAUAUUGUUGAUAUUGCGGAUGAUAUCUAUCCCGGAAAAAAUCUUCCAGUUAUACUUGGCGCUGAUUAUUCCCUGUACGAAUCCGACAAAAACCCAAGUACAUUAGGUACACCAGGCUGCACUUAUCAAAAAGCGGCCCCAGAGGGUGCUGGUGGAAAACGAGAUCAAGAUUUGCUAAUGGGUUUGAAUCGACAACUUAGGUUAUCAAAACGGAUAUGGUAUGACGUUAUGAAAGGUUUUAAUAUAACUAAGGACUUUGCUGAUCUCAUUGAUUCUACGAUUAAUCAAACCGGUAAAAACCCCACAAUUAUAUUGACUGGUCCAGCUACCAAUAUUGUUACUCUUUUACGCGCUUAUCCAAUUUAUUCUGAAAAAAUUGACAAAGUUUUUUGGAUGGGUGGUGCUUUAAAUGUUUCUGGAAAUUUAUUUAGUAUACCAAAUAAUACUCGCGCUGAAUUUAAUGUUUUUUUUGAUUGUGUUGCCGCUCGAGAAUUGCUUGAUUUCAACUUGGAUAUUACUUUAAUACCAUUAGAUUUUACAAGUAAAAUUCCACUUAAUUCUGCUUUUUUUGAUAAACUUUCAAAACUCAAAAGUUUUUAUGGUAGGUUUGUAUGUAAAUUCUUAUCUUUGGUUCGUGCAACUUGGUUUGGUGGGGACGCUACAUUCUUUGCUCGCUAUUAUCUUUGGGAUCCUACAGCAAUUGCUGUUGUUAAAAAUAUUGGUGUUGCAAAAAUUGUAUCAAAUCGUUCAUUGAAUGUUACUUGUGAUGGGAAUUUAAAUCAUGAUGGACAGUUUGUAAGAUCUAAUGUCCUUACAAAAUCAAAUUUUAAAGUUGCAACUGACCCCAUUGUUAGUAAUCCAAUUGAAAAUUCUCCAUUCUUUCAAGAUUUUCUUAAAGUAAUUGACUAUGAUUAA
This is a messenger RNA of Dentiscutata erythropus, 1137 nucleotides long. The record is from the annotation of a GenBank genome assembly. Lineage: Eukaryota; Fungi; Glomeromycota; Glomeromycetes; Diversisporales; Gigasporaceae.